AUGAUUGUGGCGAUCUGGGCUGGGCGCGCCGACUCGACGAAAUACGGAGCCGUUCCAGUCGAAGCCGACGAGGUGACGAUAUGGUGCCCAACUCCUGAGCAGCCAUCGGAUAAACGCGCAACAGCAUUGCCUUGGAUCGACGCCCGAGGUCUGCGUCCUUUCAACGCGUACAACCAGCUUCCUGCAAACAAUGGCCAGGUCCUCAUGGAAAUCAACAGCAUGCGAUGUGUCGCGUAUGAAGCAGCGAUACCUCUGAGAACUGGAGAGCCUCCAAAAGCACAACCUUGUAGUCCUCUAACUCUACGGCAAGACAUUGACUCCUUGUCUGGUACGCAGCCCUUUGAUUCUGCUGAAUACAUAAGUUUGAGUCUGUUCAAGCGCCCGGAUCAGAGAGUACUCUCCGUCGAUGGCUUUUAUGCGGAGCAAAUACUUGCCAAACAGGAACGAGCAAAUCUCACCUCAGCACCGAUUCCAAUGACGACACUGAUGUUGUUGCUUCGCACGGUAAUAGAGCUUUCAAAGCCUUUUAAUGUCUUUAAUUACAUAAGUACUCAUCUCUUGGAACUGGGCGUUGCACUUCGGGGUGAUGCCGAGAUUCUGACCGUGAUGCAGAAGAUGGAGGUGACGGCGGAGCUCGAAAAUGGCGUUAUGAAUGGUUACCACGAUGAUCCAAUUCAUCUCGUGUCCUAUAGCGGGCCACCAGCUUUUAUCAAAGAGUUGGACAAGGCGCUCGCCGCACAAGGAUUUGACAUUCGCAAUUUGUGCAUCAUCAACAUCUCGCCUAAAGACAAUAUCACUAGCGGGAUCCUUGUAACUGGGUUUGCUAGUCUGUCUUUGGAAUCUCUCACUGGAGAAGGAUUCGAAGCCUUCAAGUAUUUUCUAAACAACGUUUUGAAUCUUGUUUGGGUAUCGCCAGGUGGGUUAGUAGAUCGACACAAUCCGGAGUGCGCCACGGCCGCGGGGUUAUUGCGCUCGCUCCGAUCAGAGAAGACGUCUCUGAAUGCUCCCUUUGUCGACUUUGACAUGGAAACAAUGACAGUGAAGAGCGCGGCUCGUUGUGCUGCUCAGCUAGCCGUGCGUCAAGCGAAGAAGGACAGUUGCCUCGAGUCAGAAUACUACUUCUCGGCAGGGAAGCAAUACAUUAGCCGGCUGCUUCCCGACAUAGAGAGCAACAACGUGUUCACCAAAGGGCAACAAAUACUCAAUACCUUUUCUUCGAUCCUAGCUUACGACUUUCCGGCCCCAUUCAGGCCGGAAAGGCACAGAAUUCAAGUCGAAUUUCAACCACGAGAUCGCUGGCGUGGUUACGAGCAUUGGGAGCGCCGUCACAAAAUUAAGCAAGGUGACCGCGUUCUCGGCUUCAGUGGCAAUAAGUUUGCAUCAUUCCAAAUCACUAACCAGCUGCUCAUUCACAAGAUACAUGAAGAGGAGCAGGCAAGUCGCAUGGCCAGUCUACCCAAGGCUUAUGGCAUGGCGGCCUACGGUUUAGAGACGCUUGCAAACUUGCAGCCAGCAGAAAAGAUCGUGGUCCUACCCGGAACGGGUUUCCCUGGCGAGGCUACUGUUAACACCGCGAAAGCCCUGGGAGGAAAGCCCUAUGUUGCCGUCCAAAGUGACUCAGAGAUGCAACUUGCCAUGAAACGCUUUAGUUUGAGUCAGAUCAAGUACUAA
Molecule: messenger RNA, 1671 nt
Organism: Metarhizium acridum CQMa 102
Lineage: Eukaryota; Fungi; Ascomycota; Sordariomycetes; Hypocreales; Clavicipitaceae
Source: RefSeq, a predicted model, not a curated record